Armigeres subalbatus is the source of this 1224-nucleotide messenger RNA. RefSeq lists its product as uncharacterized. The transcript has a single exon. NCBI's taxonomy places the organism in Eukaryota, Metazoa, Arthropoda, Insecta, Diptera, Culicidae. The record is from RefSeq and is a predicted model, not a curated record. Gene Ontology annotation, molecular function: nucleic acid binding. Bases 1 to 1224 code for a protein of 407 amino acids.
AUGAUCGUGCGAUAUUGGCUCUCUUCAGUACCGUCACGCUAUCAGAUGUUCGUGGCAAACAGAAUAUCGGAGGUGCAACACCUUACAAGAGCCGGGACGUGGAGACAUGUUGCCGGAACGGAGAACCCGGCAGAUGCGCUAUCUCGUGGUAUUCCCCCUGUAGAUCUUGUGCAGAAUUCGCUGUGGUGGCAUGGACCUGCUUGGUUAACUGAAGAAAAGAGUUGUUGGUCCGAAACCCAAGAAGUGAAGCUGGAGGAUUUGGACAAAUCACACCUCGAAGAAGGAUCAGUAGUAGCUACCAUAGCUACAGUAUCUCCGCCGAGCGAAGUCUUCAACCUUCGGGCAACCUUGCGUCAUCUAGAAAAGCUCGUGGCGUGGCUACUGCGGUUCAAGCACAAUGCUCUUAGAAAUCGUGGUGAAAACGGAAAGAGAACGGGUCCCGUAACCCUGAAGGAACGAGAAGAAGCAUUACUCGCGUUGGUGAAAUUAUCGCAACACGAAUGUUUUGCUCAAGAAAUAAUUGACCUUCAACGAAAGGGGGAGGUCAGUGCCACCUCUCGCAUUAGAACGCUACAUCCACAGUUGUCCGGAGGCAUAUUGCGUGUUGGCGGCCGGCUAGAAAAUGCCAACAUCUCGAUCGACCGUAAACAUCCAAUACUGUUAGAUAAAAAUCACCCUUUAACAACCUUGGUUAUGCGUCAAUACCACUAUGAGCAUUUACAUGCUGGUCCGCAACUUCUAGUUGCCAGUGUCCGAGAACGAUUUUGGCCUCUUAGUGCGCGUAGCCUCGCUAGGAAAAUUGUUCACAGAUGCAUUGCCUGCUUCCGCAAUAAGCCUGUAGUACAGGAUCAACUGAUGGCUGAUCUACCAGCAGAGCGUGUCACACCAGCUCCACCAUUCUUACGAGUUGGGGUCGACUACUGUGGACCAUUUCAAGUAUGCUAUCCUAAUCGACGAAGAGUCCCCGUGAAGCACUACGCUGCAAUUUUUGUCUGUUUGGUUACCAAGGCGAUCCACAUCGAAAUGGUGGCCGACCUCACCACACAAGGAUUUCUGGCCGCUCUUAAAAAGUUUGUAGCCAGACGCGGAAAGCCAUCUGUUAUCAUGUGCGACAGUGGGCCCAAUUUCGUGGGCGCGAGACGGCUGCUCGAUGAGCUUGCUGCCUUAUUCAAAGGUCAACAAUCCCAACAAUCCAUCGCGGCAAGCGCGCGGACAUCGGAAUAG